AUCUUUCAUACCUACUCUACUCCUACCUAGCUUUGCUUCAUCAAAUAUCAAACAUUAUUGUAAGGGUAAUCAAUCAUGUUCAUCACUCUCCUCAUACUCUGGUCUCUAACUCUGCUCCUCCUCUACUUCUUGUUCUCCAUCAUCCAACAAUCCUAUGGCAUCAAAUCGUCAAAAAAGCCUUCGCUGUUCUCCUCUUACGGUCCUCCUUCCUACCCCAUAAUCGGUUGCCUAAUCUCCUUCUACAAAAACCAGCACCGCCUCUUGGACUGGUACACCGACAUGUUGUCCAGCUCGCCGUCACAAACCAUCGUCGUGCGCCGCCUAGGGAUGCGGCGCCGCAUCAUUGUGACGGCGAACCCCGCCAACGUGGAGUACAUUCUCAAGACCAACUUCUCAAACUUCCCCAAGGGCAAGCCGCUCACGGAGUUCCUCGGCGACUUUCUCGGCUGCGGCAUAUUCAACGUUGACGGCGAGCUCUGGUCAACGCAGCGUAAGCUGGCCAGCCACGAGUUUAGCACAAAGUCGCUGAGGGAGUUCGUCGUGAAAUCUCUAGAGGAUGAAGUGGAGCAGCGACUGGUUCCUCUUCUAGAAGAAGCUGCGGAUAGUCAAAGGGUUUUGGACAUGCAAGACGUGUUGAGGAGGUUUGCUUUUGACACGGUUUGUAAGGUCUCGUUGGGUACCGACCCGUUUUGCUUGGAUUUGGGCCGGCCCGUGCCGGCCCUUGUCAAAGCCUUCGACUGCGCGUCGGAGAUAAGUGCCCGGCGUGCGUCGGCGCCGGUGUACUUGAUUUGGAAGUUGAAGCGCGCUUUGGGUGUUGGGUCUGAAAACAAGCUCAAAGAAGCUGUCAAAGUCGUACAUGAUUCUGUACAAGAGAUAAUAAAUAACAAAAGGAAAAUUCUUGAAAAUAAUGAGGGAAAGAGCUGCGAGAGUGACUUGUUGUCACGUUUGUUAUUGGCUGGACACGGCGAGGAAGUGGUCAGAGACAUGGUGAUAAGCUUCAUACUGGCCGGACGGGACACGACGUCGUCCGCCAUGACUUGGCUGUUUUGGUUGCUCAGCAAGCAUCCGAGCAUAAAGCAGAAGAUAGUGAAUGAAGUCGCAGACGUACUAAACAAUGGUACAAGUAGUCCUGAGAGUACUACUACGAGGACUACCGGUACUGCAGCUGCAGCAUUAGGUUUUGAAGACUUGCAAGAAAUGAAGUUCUUGAGGGCUUGCUUGUGCGAGUCAAUGCGGCUGUACCCGCCGGUCCCGUGGGACUCGAAGCAUGCCGAGGCCGGGACUGUUUUGCCGGACGGGACUUGGGUUGGGGAAGGGGAUAGAGUUACCUAUUUUCCUUAUGGGAUGGGGAGGAUGGAGGAGCUGUGGGGGAAGGACCGGUUUGAGUUUAAACCGGACCGGUGGUUUUGUGAUAAACCGGGUUGUGAUGGGGAUGAUAACGAAAGGGUGAUGAAAUUUGUGAGUCCUUACAAAUUUCCUGUUUUUCAGGCCGGUCCUAGAGUUUGUCUUGGGAAGGAGAUGGCUUUUAUUCAGAUGAAGUAUGUAAUGGCUUCGGUGUUGAGGCGGUUUGAGAUCAGACCGGUUUAUGAUCUGGACCGACCGGUUUUCGUUCCUCUGUUGACGGCUCACAUGGCUGGUGGGUUGAAGGUCUUGGUUCAAAAGAGAAGUUAGAACUUAAUACUAAUGCAUGGUACACAAUACAUUGAAGCUUUCCAAUUAUGUUAAUUCUUUGUUUGAAAUGGUAUUGCGCUACUCAAGAAUGUAUCCAUUUUUAUUUCAGUUGUUUCCAUUAAUUAAUCACUAUUUUUUAUCGGGUUCCCCCGUUUGAUAUGUACAAGAAUUGCUUUAAGGUCAAUAUAUAAAGUUGUAAUUUGUAUUA
Rosa rugosa (rugosa rose) is the source of this 1879-nucleotide messenger RNA. Its product is annotated as cytochrome P450 94B3-like. The transcript has 2 exons. Bases 76 to 1671 code for a protein of 531 amino acids. Lineage: Eukaryota; Viridiplantae; Streptophyta; Magnoliopsida; Rosales; Rosaceae. Gene Ontology annotation, molecular function: monooxygenase activity; heme binding; oxidoreductase activity, acting on paired donors, with incorporation or reduction of molecular oxygen. The record is from RefSeq and is a predicted model, not a curated record.